Molecule: messenger RNA, 1929 nt
Organism: Lodderomyces theae
Lineage: Eukaryota; Fungi; Ascomycota; Pichiomycetes; Serinales; Debaryomycetaceae
Exons: 1
Coding region: 1-1929 (642 amino acids)
Cellular component (GO): mitochondrial outer membrane
Source: RefSeq, a predicted model, not a curated record
AUGAGUAUCAUCAGUUUUGGGCUAAUUCCUGAUGGUCGUCGCCCUAAAAAGAUCAUAAACCUCAUCAGCAACAACAAUCGAAUUGCUCUUGCAAUCAAAGCUGAAUUCGAAAGGCUCAAUUCAUUUACCAAAUCGUACUUAGCAACCCAAUAUGAGCAACAGCAACAACAACAGCAACAGCAACAGAAACCAGAUACACCAGAGAAGCACUCCCAAAAUGAGAAAUUACAAGAAAUCUUCAAGGAUUUGUAUGUACUCAUUGACUGUGAAAACUUUAAGCUUGACAAGGUUGCAAACAUAAACUCGGAAAAGUUGCAAACAUUCAUCAAUAGACUUCAAGGAGUUGAGCUGCAAUCGCGGGUAGACGAAACGAUACACGACUUGAUUCAACAGUACAUCAACCUCAUCCUUGGUCUUCAUUUGUCCAACUCGUUAAUCUACAAGACCCUUGUAUUGAAAAGCCAGCAAGUGUAUUGGGAAACGAUAUACAGUUCGACAUUCAACAAGUUGGUCUACUUUGUUCAAACUUUACCAAUUGAAUUGUACUACUUUGGUAUUGACAUGGCCGAAAGAACCAAUGAGAUUCUUGCACAAAAUUUCCAUCAAUCGCAAAUUGCCGACUUGGAACAUCGUCAAUGGACACAGCAGUACUGGCUCAAGUUGCAGAUUUAUUCCACGGCAUUGGGAAAGUCACUUCUACAAGCUGUGGAUUUACUUUUUGUCCAAGCGAAUCCGGUGGUGACGUUGCUACAAAAGUCUGAUGCGUCUACGUGGUCAUCCAUAAAGUGGUAUGUAUCGUCAAUUGUCAAGUCUCCCAUCACAAUCAUCAACAAGGAGAUUAAAUUAAAAUUGAAGACGAUAAAGAAGGAAAUACAACUCAACACGCAAAACAUUGACCUCUUUGUGAAAUCUGACGUCAGCAACCUUUUACCAGUAUUGAACCGAGUUUUGAAUAUCGAGGAUACAACAACUACUGUAAACAACACAGUAAUCAAUGGAGUCGCAGCUUUUGGCAAUAAAGAUUAUGCAUCCACGUCAUCUCCAUCGUUUCUUACCCGCUACUGGCUCCCCAUCUCACUCAUUGUUUUUUAUGCACCAUCACAAUCAAGAAACAUCUAUCUCAAUCGGUAUGAGAUACUCCACUGGAUCCAAUUUAACGGGAUAGAACCUAUAAAGGGAUUCUUUGUCAACUGGGUGAUCAAACCCAUUAAUGAAAUGCUCAAUAUUUUACGAAGCAAUGAUGAGAUCACCUUGACUUCCAAGGAUUCAUUGAAAUCAGAUGUUGAAUCUUUGGAGAGGAUGGUUUAUGAGUUUGCUGAGGAUAACCGUAUUACAACUUCACCAGAUUUGGUUAAGCAGGAUAUCAAAAAUGGUGACUUAAAGCUAGUAAUGUCAAGGUAUGAGAACGAAAUUAGACAGCCUAUCAAGUACAUCAUCUCUGGCUCGUUACUAAGAUUGAUUUUGAUCCAAGUACAAAAGGGUAAAGUUGAUGGUGCAGUUGCAUUGAGUGGUAUAGACAAGUUAUUAAAGAGUCAGCAAUUGGUGUUUGGAAUAGUUUCAAUGAGUCCAUCCUUGAUCAUCUUGUACCAAGUUUACAAAUACUUUACACUGGCAAAACCAUUACUUGUCAAUGGCAAACAGUUGAGUAUCAUUUGUCUCAAGUGUUUGAAUAAUAUCGAGAGUUUGCUAAUUUCGUUACUGAGAAAGAAUGUACGCAAUGGCGAUGACAACAAUGCCAAUACGAAUGAAGGAGAGUUGUUGAUUGAAAUUAUUGAUUUGAUCUUGUGUUCGGAGCGUCUAAUUCCCAAGGAGUUGCAUCAGGAUUGGAUUCAUGAUUUGAACGAGUUGAACAACAGUGAGUAUGAUAUUGAAACAAAGUUGAAGGUGGUGCAACGCAUUUGGAACAUGUACGGAAAUUACUUUAAAUAG